UGAUUCGGAAUUUUGCGCCAUUUUCAGAAUUUCAGAUUUUUAAAAAAUUAUCAAUUUAGUUUCAAAAUGUGUAGAUAUUUAUUGCAUGUAAAUUGCUAGCUAUAUGAAAAAAUUCAAAUCACACAUCAGAUUUGAGAGUACAAAACUACAUUAGCAGCAUUGAUACACAUUCUUAUUCAUAAAAAAAGCUUAAAAUGCAGUGAGGACAGGAGUCUUAAAAGACAUCUGACUUGAAAUAGUUACAAAAAUGUCUUUAGAACUGAGUGUUAAAGAAACAUGUUCAAGUUUAACAUCAGCCCGGGCCACAGAGAGGAAGAAAAGUGCAAAUACACUAAAAGAUUUCCUCACAAGAAAUGCUGUGCCUGCACUGCUCACAAGUAACGCUAAGAAGAGAUCUGGUUAUAAUUGGAAUCAUGUUUUUGGUGAUAUCAAUGAUUUUAUUAUGAAGGAGACUGAAAAAAGUGAUGCCAAGAAUUUUGAUACAGUCACUGCACCUUUAUGCACAAGUCUUUUGCAUUUAUGUGUUGCUGGUUCUAAUAAAGGUCAUGCAUAUAUCAAGUGCCAAUCUAUUAUGGAUGCAUGUUUGCAUGUACUAAAUAACAGUCCUACAAGGAAAGCUGUUGGAGAUGCAUAUUUAAGUUUACUCUACAAACAUGUGUUUCCCGUUGAACACUAUUUGGGGUUUAUAUCACCAGCUACUUGGGACAAUUUACUAGAUGUUGUAAUGUCUGCAUGCAUUUCUAACCGUACUCUGGAUGAUCUAGUCAAAAUAAGGCUCCUGUGGUAUGUUAUAAAGCACUCGCUCGCCUACUGCCAGUUCACGAGUACACUGAGGGACUCUUUGGCGAAAAUAAAGAAAUGUUGUAACAUAGUAUUGCUGGACAAAAAAGUUCAGGAGUUUGUUAUAAAAAUAGUGACUGCACUUCUUGAAGCGCUUUCAAUGGAAAGUAGGCUGACAAUGUGUGAAUUUAGUGAGAGCAUUUUACCAGUGUUGUUCAAGCUUUAUGAACCAAGUAUGGAGGAGAAAAAGAAGUCUCUGUUAUUUAAGUUGUUCAAAACAGCUAUAUCAAUCCACCAUCCAGAGGGUAGAUUGCAAAAUUCAAGCGGCACCUUAGCGCACAACUGGGACGUGUGGAACAAGCAUUUACAAAGCAUGGUUGAGAUUGUGUGUUUAGAAGUCAACCAUGUGCAGAAAAUGCGAAAUCAGAAUGAGUUAUCCACAGUCAAAUGUGAUUAUUUCUAUCAUAUUGCUGCAUCUGCUUUCUAUCAGAUAUUUAAUGUACCGGAAAAAGAAAACGAUGAAUCGGUGUCGUCUUCCGCUAAAAAGCUGAGGGUGUCGUUCAAUAAAAAUAAAUCCUUCAGUGACUUAAUAGAGGAACUACGAGCUAACCCUGUGCCAUGGGUUGGAAUAAUACUCAUGUAUGUAAAAUAUUUCGGUGAUUCAAUUCCGUAUGCACAGAACAUAACGCUAAUAGGUGUUCUAGAAAAAUCUAUAUCUGAUAAUAAGAAAGUAAUGAAUUGGGACCAACUAGGCGAGCUGACGUGUUUGACGAUACAAAAUAUGAUAGCUCACAUGAAUGUCGGACGCGGUAACUGUGAUAUUGUUAUCUCACUUUGGAAAACAUGUGUAAGAAAUGCUGCAGUGACAAGUGCGUCACAAAAAGCCAUACAUUCCGUUUUACAAGUUAUUUUACAAUUAGUGUCAUUAAAAUAUGAAAACGUUAAGCCGUUACUUGUGUCGUACAUCGAAAAAGGGAUGCCAUUUAAUGAUCAUUCCCUAAAUACAUUAAACUGCUUGUUUCAUAAAUUUUAUAGAAAAACCUGUCACACAGAUGUAAGGGAAAAAUGUUUUGCUUGGCUGAAACACGGGAGUAUAACUUCCAUAAACAUCUCAAAUUUAUAUGGGUUUUUAUUAAGGCUUUUAAGCAACGAUAAUUUACCGUUGAUACUGAACUGUGAUAAUGUAAACCACAAUAGUGCCUAUAAGGUUUUAUUUAAUACCACCGAUGAUAGUAUAUUGUAUAGUGAAUUCGAAUAUAAGAUUACUCAAAAAGCAGAAAUGACAAAUAAAAGUGAUUUAGAAUGCUUUGAAGUUAAUUCUGUAAUGUAUCACAUUAUAUCUGCACACAUAGAGGAAACUCUUACUGAUAAUAUAGUACAGUUAAGAGAAAAUAAUCUUAAAGUUAUUGAAUAUGCAAAAUAUUUAGCAAUAGUUGUUGCAUUUUUUGAUUCGCUCCUUAAGUACAAAAUAAAGACCAGAGACGAAGUGAAGGAAAUGCCACUAUUUAUCGAACUUCAAACCGCCUUGAAAUUUUUAUACGAAGCUUUAACACAUACAAUAAAAAGUGAUGCACAGAUAAGAGAUAAAGUAUUACUUCUGAAAAUUGUACAAGAUAUCCUUAUAAAGGAAUACGAUUCUAUAAUGAACUUUGAGAUCCGUACACAUAUUGGAGAGGAUUGCUUUCAUUGUCUAAAUGACAUUAUAAAGCUCGAAGUUAAUUUGGAAGAUGACGGCAUUGAAGAAGCUGACACAGAAUUUAACAUGAUUGGAUUAAAACAGAAUUGCAUAUAUGUGUUAGCAGCAUACUGCAGAAAAAUUACAUGUUAUACAGAUGAAGUCCUCAAAUGCAUCCUUGACAGAGACUUGUACCGUUACACCUUUAACUAUGAAUAUGCCUUCCAAUGUAUUAGAAUUCUCAACGAAUCAACAGUGGAACAGUAUCCUUUGGAAUUAAUAUUCGGCCUAAUGCAGAAUAUGUGCAAGGACAUGUUCAGAAAUCCAAAAGUCUCACGUACUUUGCUUGAGAUACUUUCUUCAAUGCUCGAUCAAAUAUGGUCUCAUAAUGACGAUAUAAUACGUCAGAAUUGCGUCAUAAUGAUAAAAAGCUAUCUGCAAAGAUGCUCCGACAAUUACUAUCCACCGGAAGUCGCGGCUCUAAUUUACGAAUGUCUCGCAAAAGUCAUUAAAUUACACGCACACGAUAUUGAUAUAACGAAUCCCUUCAAACGGACGCUUUUGGAGAAAAUAGUUGAAAAAAGUGAACACAAAAUUCGAUUGUAUUGUUCUCAUCUACUGAGUGUAAUAGGCAAUAAUUUUCACGAAGAUGAUAUACAGUAUCUCUUUGACAAUUUGUUGAGCAUUUUUGUUAUCAAUGUAACUGAAAACAUUGAUACUGUAAUAAGGGAUGAAAAAGUCAACAGAACAGUAACAGUUUUGCACACUUUUUAUGUGUUAGGUACCACAAAAAAAUCAGAAAUACACAGAAUAAUAUUAAAAGUGCUUAAGUUUCAAAAUGAAAAGCCUAUGGAAGAUCGUAUGGUCAAGAAAGUUCUAAACUUACUGACCGAAAUGGUCACAGAUACUAAUAUUGAGGUGUAUAUGAACAAUAACGUUUUACGCGUGUUACAUUACUGGUUUAAAGAAAAUAGUGGCUUCAAAGACCUACCGCUGCACCUAUUCGGUUUUACCGAUAUGAAUGGCCUCAUAGAAGAGCACGUAAACUGGUUGGUGCCAGCCGAUAUUCUUUGGAGCCACAACGGAAUAAUCGAAAAUAGUAACGUUUUGAAAUAUGUCAGAGAGAAAAGAAUGAAGCCUACUGAAGAUAUAAUCGAGAAAUGCUUUUGUAACAUAAUCGCGAUAUGUUUGCCUCACAUAGUCAUUGAAAAGUACAAAUUGGAAGACGAAAAAUAUUUCAGCUUGAGAGAAUCGGCGAAUGCAAACAGAAUGUUUAUGCUGACUAGAGCUUUGCUAAGCAAUGACAGAUGGAGUAAUCUGUUUGUGGAACAUUUAGGCGAUAUAAUGCUUCUAACAGCUGCACACGUAAAAGACUACGUUGGGGCAUCUGAAAUUUUUGGGAACCACCUUGCUGUGAACGCCGAUCAAUUCACGUAUUCUCGACGCGUGUUUGCUGCUAUACUUAAAUAUUUUGGGGAACUUAUUGAUGGUGACAUCAUGCAGUACAUGUGCGAAAACCAACCGUUGAUCAUUUUAAAUAUUCUAUUUAAACUGUGGGACAAUGUGUUGCACGAAAACGUAUUAGAGUUCAAGAUACUGCAUCUACACGCAUACGUGUCUUUUAUAGAAAAUAUUCCCUUGGGUUAUAGGUCAGAUGCCAUUCUAUGCAACUUCGCUUGCGACAGUAUCGCCCAAGGCAUUAAAGGAUCGCAGAGUAAGGAAGCGGUCAAAAUGUUCGUUAGUGCACUGAAAAUUGUUAUUACAAAGGUUUUAACCGAAUCGCCUAAAAGUGUUGAUAAUAUUCAAAUAUCGGUCCUCCCUAAAAUUGUCUCGAUAUUAACCAUCAAAACUGAGCAAGGCUUUGUAUCGGAAUGUAGCUCUAUGUUAAAAUAUCUGACAGAAGAUAUGAAGAAUUAUCUAUCCGGAAGUGUAGAUGUCAUCGAUUUUGUGAACUUCAUAACUGAAUAUAAGUCAGAAGAGACUUAUGUGGGCUCUUGUAAAAUUGAAUUUGAGCAUAAACUCAAAACAUACACAUUCAACUUAUCUAACCCAAGCUACGAAACUUUAUCAAGGAUGUGUCGCUAUUUAAAACAAAACAAGGAAUUAGUAAAGGAAUUAUACGCGGAUAUAAAUAGGAAUGGGUUCUCGGAAAUUUGUAAAAUAAGUUUGGUUCACCAAGUUAUCCAUUCUUUGAAUAAAGUUUUGAAAGAAGCUACUGAAGAAAAGAUAAUAAUUGAAGCCUGUAACUGUCUAGCAGAAAUAGGAACUUACGAUAUAAAAACGCUGGUGACAGUACCGCCUGUGGACACUAAAACAAUUCUGAACUUGUAUCCUAAACAGUACUUUGCACAAACGGUGAUAUUGUGCCUCACUGAGCAUCUUUUUAACGAAGACCCCAUAUUGAGUAACAAGAUCACCAAAGCUUUGAGUCGAGUUUUGAAAUUCCGAGAUGGGAAAGCAGCGCUAGAUCUCAUCGACGGUAACAUGGAAAUAGUGCAAUCUCUCGUAGCUGCUAACUGCGAAAAUUUUGCCAUCUACAAUAUCGAUAACGCUAAGUUUGACAAGGGCAAUUCGAUCGAGUAUUGGAUACCACUCACUGCUGAAACUCAUUCCCAAUGGGUGAUUCGUAUAACCGUGGCGCUACUAGAUUUAUUAGAGUCUAAUGCUAAUUUCAUCUCCUCUUUGCGAGCCGUUUGUGCAUUAAAGCCUUCAAUUUGUGGGAAAAUUCUACCAGCACUAAUGGGCUUAGUACUCGAUUGUGCCACCGACAUUCACAUGGGAGUAAUCGGGGAGCAAAUAAAUGAAGUGUUCAAGCACAUUUGGAACUUGACCUUCACUGACAGUUUUGACAGCAGCGAAAUUGACGGCGGUUCCAAAAUAUCCACCAAAAUUAACCACGACCAAAAAAUGAUUGUUCAAUACUUGUUGGAUGUUCUGGAUAAUGUUCGUAUACAGCGGAACCAUUACAAGACUCUGAGAAGAAGUAGAACAUCAGACACAUUGAACUAUUUGAAUCUGGACUAUUUGUGGGUAUCCUGGGCCGCUGCGGUGACGGAGCGCAGUCUGUCUGCUCUAUACUACGGCGAGCUGUGGGCCGCCGCCAAAAACAAUGCCGUGCCACCUGCAUCGCCUGAAGCCACCACCGCUCUUGAGAAUGGGGAACAUGUACAAAAAAUCUUUAGAAGGUGUUUCGUAUCUAUAGGCGAUUUUGACGCCAUAGACGGAUGCGGUAACGCGCAUCUAACCAGCGAACACGAAAAGCGCAAACACCUCAUAAACACCGGCCAAUUCUCCGACGCUCUGUUCCUGCACGACAUAGCUCUGUCGCGCGGCGCCGUCGAUGAGGACAUCCUCUACGGCACCGUCACAUCGCUCCACAAGUCCGGGAUGCAUCACCUCGCUUUGCGGUACAUUAAGUCUUACCCGGAGAAUGAACAGCUGGAUGAUGUCAAGUACGACUGUUUAUCUUAUUUGGGAGAUUGGAGCGAUUUUGUUGAUACUCUAGAAUUGGAAGAAAAAUCUAAAACAGGCCGUUGUAAGCAAGACUCGAUCAUCAAAGCGAUGCGCUACGCGUGCUUGAAAGACUGCUUGAAUAUACGAACUGACACCGAAUUCGACAUGAAACUAGAAAAGCCUUUAAACCGAGCCAAACUGGCUACCGCGCAGCUAUGUCGGAACUUAAACAUGGAAAACUCUCAAAACGUCUACAAAGUCCUGUCAAAUUUGCAUUUGUUCCGCGACAUCGAGACCUAUUUUUCUCUCCGAUGUGGUAGAAUGACAGUUCCAGUACUUUUAAAAGAGUGGAGAAUAGACAAUCUUCCGACUUUCAAUGAAUUUAAAUAUCUGGAGGCUUUGAUAUCUCAAAGAAGUUUGAUGCUCGAGCACAUUUCCAAAACUGAUUUUACCUGUAUGGCCAAUGUAGAUGAAUUGCAACUGAAAUAUGCUGAAUUCGGUUUAUCGAAUCAAAAGAUUCAAAUGGCGCAAAGACUUGUAUCCGCCGUCAAGCACGACGCAACAACGGGUCGUGUCGCACUUUUAGAGAGCCAAAUAUCUUGGGCCAAAGGCCACAAGGAUAUAGCGUUGUCUUUGCUUAAUGAAAUUGUUACCAAAGAGUUCGACGAUCAGAAGCUGACUGCGAUGUCUUUAAGGCAAUACGGCUUGUGGAUGGCGGAGUGUAAACGUGAAAACGGAAAGGACAUAAUACGCAACUAUUUGGAGAAAAGUUUGCAAACAUUGAGCGAUGACGACAACGUGGCGACACGGCUUAAAGUAUACUCCGACAUUGCUAAGUUUGCUGAUGAGGAAUAUAAACAGGUUGUAAGUUACAUGGACUCUUCCGUGUUUGAGAACAAAGUGAAAUGUAUAGAAACCAUGCAAGAUACGGCGGCGACGCUAGUGCAGUCGCAAAAUAGUCUGACAAGGGAUGAAAAGAAGGCAUUAAUGACCAGUAACGCAUUUAGCCGACUUGACAAAGCGGAAAUUGAUAACACCAGAGCGGAAAAAGACAGCGCUCUGAAGUUAGCUAUGAGAUACUACUUACUAUCAUUGUCAAAAUGCGAUGAAAACAAUUUGUCAGUAUUUCGCGUAGUAUCCCUGUGGGUGGAUAACCCCGGCCUGGACUUAGAGGACGGCGAUGGAGACACGCCUCUGGGGCGCCUGCUGCACGCCAUACCUUCGUGGAAGUUCAUCACUGUACUGCCGCAGCUCGCGCCGAGAUUGUCCAAUGAAGACACUCCUUUUGCGCGCCAUUUGAAGCAAAUCAUAAAAACGUGUGCAAUCGAGCAUCCACAUCACACGUUGCCGAUACUAUUCAACUUGAAGAACUCAGAGAAAGACCAGAACAUUCGCAGCUCGGGCGAGAGCUCACUAACAAGCAGCCAAGAGCCUCGCAUACUGGCGGCCGCUGCGCUCAUUAGAGACCUGUCCGACCAUAGCGACCAAUUGUCGAGGAUUAUUGCGCAAAUGGACCUGAUUUGUGAUGCUACAAUACAGUUUGCCUACUACGUGCCAGAAUCCAAGGAAACCAAGCCACAAGCGAUACCGAGGUCCGAGUCGAUAGCUCACCUGCGGGAUCUCAACACUAUCCCUGUUCCCACCGACACUAUCCCCAUAAGGAAGGAUUGUAACUACUCCGGGCUAAGCACCCUGUCGUCAUUUGAAAAACAUUUUGAGCUGGUGGGAGGUAUCAAUUAUCCGAAGAAGAUAUCAUGUCUGAGCUCUGAUGGGAGAAGGAGGAUAUUGCUCGUUAAGGGGGAGGAUGACUUGAGACAAGACGCAGUGAUGCAGCAAGUGUUCAAUAUAGUCAACUCCUUGCUACAGAACAAUCCCAUCACGUACAGGAAUAAACUGCUUAUCCGCACUUAUAAGGUGGUGCCAAUGUCUCGUCGCUCGGGAGUGCUGGAAUGGUGCGAAGGGACCAUGCCUAUAGGAGUUUAUCUUGGCACUGCCCAUCCUAAAUAUAGACCUCAGGACAUGACACCGUCAACCGCACGAGCGAAACUAAGGGAGUGCCACGAAAGUAAGCGGCCCACCAAACGCAAGCUCGACGUGUUCAACGGCAUCCUGAAGAUGUUCAGGCCGGUGUUCCACUACUUCUUCACGGAGCACUACCUCGACCCUGUCACUUGGUAUGAACGACGACUCGCUUAUACCAGAAGUGUUGCCACAUCGUCCAUGGUGGGAUACAUACUCGGACUGGGCGACAGACACGUGCAAAACAUACUCAUAGACAAGACCACUGCUGAAGUUAUACACAUCGAUUUCGGCAUUGCAUUUGACCAAGGGAAAGUGUUACCCACGCCUGAGACUAUACCGUUCCGUCUGACGCAAGACAUCGUCGCUGGCUUCGGCUCUAGCGGGGUGGAGGGGAAUUUUAGAAGGUGCUGUGAGAAGACCUUGCAACUGCUCCGCGACAACCAGGAGACGUUGCUGACAAUAUUGGAAGUGUUGCUGUGUGAUCCUCUGUACCUGUGGAUAGUGUCCACCACUUCUAAAGCUAAGGCUACCAAUGCACGCAGUAAACUAACUCUAGGCGGCAAAGCAAGCAAAGGCGCUACGAGUGUCACUAAAGCGAGCGGCGGUGAAGGUGGUGGGGCGGGGGGGUUAGCGGGGCGGGCGCUCCUCGCGGUGCGGUCCAAGUUAUGCGGCGCGGAGGGGGGUGCGGCGGGUGGAGUCUCCGUGCGGGGACAUGUUGCGCGCCUCAUACACGAGGCCACUGACCCUGUGAACCUUUGCCGAUUGUUCCACGGCUGGCAGGCCUACCUGUGAAAAGUUACUCAUAUAUUAAGUACUAGCGGACGCCCGCGACAUCGUCCGCCCUUAAAGUCAAAGUCAAAAUUCAUUUUAUUUCAAUUAGGCUUAGUUUACUUUUGAAAGGUCAAGAUUAUGUCAUAAUUUAAUUUAAUCUAAUGGUGGUAAUAAUAUUCGAAAACUUAAAACUAAAGUUACGAGGGUUCCAAACGCGCCUUGGUCCGAAGAGCCCACAACAAACUUACCUCUUACUUAGACCUUUUUAAUCCAGCCCUUAUAGUAGUAUCGCUGUAAAAAUGGAGUAACUUCUGUUUUCCAACAUUUCCCUUCACUGCUCUGCUCCUAUUGAUCGUAGCGUGAUGAAGAGUAUACUAUAACCUGUCCAGGAGUAUGAAGAAUAAUUAUACCAAGUUUCGUUGAAAUCCGUCGUGUAGUUUUUGUUUGUAUAACGAUCAUACAGACAGACAGACUAAAAUUUUACUGAUUGCAUUUUUGGCAUCAGUAUCGAUCACUAAUCAUUUUUAAAAAAGAGUGUAGUUUAGACUGUAGUAAUCAGUCGUGUAGUCUAAAGUAUAAUUUUAUAAUUUUUUUUCUGUCCAAUUUAUCCCCGGCAAGGGUCAGUGACCAUACAGGUUGGUCGUGAUUUGAAUGUUAUUUUUUUUUUUACAAUCCCUACCUGUGAUUAUGGAAAAACUAUUUUUUCCUCUGCAAGUCCUAGGCAGUCUAUGACAUAUACCCUAACCAUAUUGCAGAUCUAAUUUUGGAUUUUUUUUUUAUACAAAAAAGGCAAUGGCCCGUGGCCAUACAUACAGCUUAGUUGUGUUUUGGGUGUACAGCUGUUUAUUUAUUACAUAUUUUAAUACAAAACUGGCAAUUGGUGAUGGCCAUAUGGUAACUUUGUAAUAACCCAGUAUUACAAGUGAUUUUUUUUAAGUAAUGUUCUUUUUUAUAAAUAAGCGUCAUAAUCCAGUGCAUUAUAAAGUAUUAAUAAAAAAGUUUGGACAUAUUUGAUGGAAAAAGAAAUUCCUCUAAUGUUGCUAAUACUGUGUUGUAAAAAUUUAUAUUUCCGUAAAUUAAUACCAUGUUAAACUAAUAAUCAAUAACUACUUAUAAAAAAUACUCUCAUCUUAUUUCUGCCUAUUAUUGUUUGAUCUGUGUUAAUUACCAAUAAAGUUAAUUGAAAUUAUGUAAAUUUAAAUAAAUACGCCUAUUUUAAUAUGAAA
Messenger RNA from Bicyclus anynana (squinting bush brown), 9927 nucleotides. It is a transcript of the gene tefu, whose product is annotated as serine-protein kinase ATM. Gene Ontology annotation, molecular function: protein serine/threonine kinase activity; protein binding. The record is from RefSeq and is a predicted model, not a curated record. NCBI's taxonomy places the organism in Eukaryota, Metazoa, Arthropoda, Insecta, Lepidoptera, Nymphalidae. Gene Ontology annotation, biological process: DNA repair. The transcript has 36 exons. Bases 248 to 8722 code for a protein of 2824 amino acids.